This is a messenger RNA of Saprolegnia parasitica CBS 223.65, 219 nucleotides long. RefSeq lists its product as hypothetical. The record is from RefSeq and is a predicted model, not a curated record. NCBI's taxonomy places the organism in Eukaryota, Oomycota, Saprolegniomycetes, Saprolegniales, Saprolegniaceae. The transcript has 2 exons. The coding region runs from base 1 to 219 and encodes 72 amino acids.
AUGAGCGUCGCUUCCUACUCGUCCAUCUUGCGCUUCUUGUUCGCGUCGAGGCUUGCGGUGCCCUUGCAGCCUUCUCGGAAAUGGUCGAGCAUGUCGUCGAGCGUCUGGAACCUCCUCUUCCUCGGCGACGUACUCAUUGUCAACAUUGGGUGCAGCGUCGUCAUCUCUUGCGAGAACAUCAAUGAGUACCUUUUGCCGCGCCUCGCAGGCUGGACGUAG